GGCGAGCUCGCGACCCGCGCCCGCGCCACGGCCCUGCCCCUGCCCCGCUUCACGCUGGUGGUGGUCUUCGGCGCCGGGGGUGGCCGGCUGGGGCUGCGCAGGGCGGUGCUGGAGGCCGUCCGAGCUGGGAUCCGCUCAUGGGAUAUUGACCUCACUGCCUGCGACCUUGAUCAGCAGCUCAAGCUCUUUGUCUCCCGACACUCUGCUACCUUCUCAGACAUCGUGAAAGGUCAGCGUGCUCUGCACCACCGUGGGGAGGUCCUGGAGACACUGGUUUUGCUGAACCCGUCCGACAAGUCCAUCUGCGAUGAGCUCCGCAAUUUGGUCACAGACCCCUCGCAGUACAAGCUGCUGAUCUUUGCCGGGCCCUGCAUUGAGGAGACGGGGGAGCUGGUGCUGCAGACGGGCACCUUCUCCCUGCGGGACUUCAUCCAGAUCUUUGCUGACAAGGAGGUCGGAGAGCUACUCAGCUGUGCAGAUCCCUCUACCAAGACCAGCCUGACUGUGGUGUGUCCAGACUUUGGGGAAUGGAAGGCUUCCAGACUGGGCCAGCACAACCUGCUGGACUUCAUUGACCUGCGCUUCAACCCGGGCUGUGUGCUGCCAGAGAUGGAGGGCCUGCAGGAGUUCCUGGAGUACCUCUUCGAGUCCCUGGAUCCCCAGUCACCUUUCGAUCUCCUGGAGCCACCAAACACCGUGGGCUUCCUGAAGCUCUCCAGGCCCUGCUGCUACAUUUUCCCAGGAGGGAGAGGCGACUCUGCUUUCUUUGCUGUGAACGGCUUCAACAUCUUGGUGAAUGGGGGCUCCAACCCCCGGUCAUCCUUCUGGAAGUUAGUGCGCCACCUGGACCGCAUCGACUCCAUCUUGGUGACCCACAUGGGGACUGACAGUCUCCCCGGGGUGAACAGCCUGCUGCAGAGAAAGCUUGCUGAGAUGGAUGAAGACCCUUCCUCUCACAGCUCCCUGAAUGAUGACUGGGUGAAAAGCCUCAUCUCACCAGAGCUGGGUGUGGUUUUCAUCAAUGCUUCGGAGAAGCUGAAGGGCAUCAGAGGGGAUUCAGGCAUCCUGAAGAGUUGUGACGAGGCCAGCUUAGCUCUACAGUACCUCGACAGGCUGGGCAUCCGGCCCCACCCGCUCUUCCGGGAGGCUGCCCCCAAGGCAGAGCCAACCAUCCUCUUCCAGAAGAUGGGCGUUGGGCGCCUGGACAUGUAUGUGCUGAACCCCGUGAAAGGCAGCAAGGAGUUGGAGUUCUUGAUGCAGCACUGGUGCGGGAACGGCUGCCCCCGGGGGCUGGAGCUGCCCUUGCAGUGCCUGACCUCCAUCUGUGUUCUCCUGGUGUGGCACCCCGUGAGCCCCACAGAGAAGAUUGUGCGGGUCUUGUUCCCGGGCUGCACACCCCAGGGCAAGAUCUUGGAAGGGCUGGAGAAGGUCAAGCACUUGGAGUUCCUCAAGCAUCCCAUGGUCACCCAGAAAGACCUUGAGUCGUUCUCAUCUUCUGCCUCUCAAUUUAAGCCGAAAAAGGCAGUCAGUCAGGAGAGCCUCCAGUCGGGCUCUCGACUGAGCCUCACAGAGAUCAGUGCACCUAUUUCCAAGGAGAAGAGGUUGCCGAAGCUGCCCAGCUCCCGAGACCGACCCAAGGCACCCAGUGAGACCUCAAAGGGUAGUGCUGAGGAAGAGAGAGCUAAGACGGAGGCUUCCCCAGAGAAGCUUAAGCAGGAUGUGAGGCCCAAGCAGUUGAAGGAGAAGCUGCCUGUGAGGAGGGACCUGAGGAAGCCAAUGCCAAAGGAGGACACCACUCAAGAGAAGGGUGCAGUGAAGGAGGGGAAGCCAGCCAAGCAGGAAUGGAAGGUGGAUCCCCCCAGGAGGGAGGGGCUAAGGAGAGAGGAAGCUGUGAAGGCAGAAGAGAAGGCAGCAAAGCAGCCGAUGAAGGACCUGCGUAGAGCCCCAGGGGCGGAGGCCAAGAGGCCCCCAGCCAAGAUGAGCAGUCUCAGGAAGGUCACUCCCACCCCGAAGGAGGCAAGCAAACUGAAGGCUAAGUCGGUGAAGGAAACCGUACUCCAACGGCCGAGCGGCACCAAGGGAGGCCUGUUGGGUAAGCCUGUGCCAGAGAACCGUGGAGGCCUUGCCACAUCCAGGAAGGGGUUGGAGCCUUCGUUGCUGGGCAGUGCGGCAUGUCAUGGCAAUGUGCUGGAGCACCCCCAGAAUGGUCUCACUGCAGGAAUGGAUCCUGAGAGCCCUCAGCCUUUCCGGCACAAGGAAGCCAGCUCUCCCCUCAGAGGCUUUGGCCCUCCAUCCCCGUUGGCCAAGACUCCAAAGAGCGACCGGAGUGUCGAUUUUGAAUUCACACCAACAGACAUCCAGGUGGGGCUCAACCACUUCCCGGAGGCUGAGGAACCUUGUGGUGGCGGUAGCUCUGAAGAGAAGACCCUGGAGAUGAUGUCACCCGCCAGCUCUGCCCCAGCCAGUGCCAAGCACACUCCGUUCCACCAGUCCCCGGUAGAAGAUGCUGUCAUGGUUGAGGAGCCAGCGGCCAUGAUAAAUGCCUGGCGGCCUGACAGAUCUGGUCCCCAGGCCUCCCAUGACAACUCUAGCUCUUCCCAGGAGAAGCCGUCGGGCGGCCUUUCCCCUAGCCUCUUCCGUGAUGACGUCCCUGAUGUGUCCCCCACCAUCACCACACCCUCCUUGCCAGCUGAAGUGGGGUCUCCUCACUCCACGGAGGUGGACGAGUCCCUCUCCAUCUCCUUCGAGCAGGUGCUGCCUCCAGUGAGCGAAUUCCCUCAAGAAGAAGCAGGGAACAUCCGGGCGGCACACCUCACCCCAGAGCCAGACGUCGCUGUGGGCAAAGCAGGGAUGUCUCUGCCCAUCCGGCCCUGUCACCCUCACCCUGGCACCCAGCGGUGGGAUGGCCACACGGUGCCCAGGUCUGGCUACCGAUCCGACUCCCCCCACGAUGUGGAUCUCUGCCUGGUGUCGCCGUGUGAGUUUGCACACCACAAGUCGGAGAGGUCUCCGUCGAUCAACGUCAGCCCCCGCGACGUGUCCAACAGCAGUGACUUCUCACAAGAGCUGGCCAAGCCCUCCGUGCACUGGAAGGGUCUGCGGGGCCAGAAGCUGCACCCCCUGGCCGAUGAGACCCCCCCCACCUCCUUCAGCGAAUCUCUGCCCACUCUCUCGGACUCUGAUGCGCUGCCUGCCAUGGAGGAGUACCCUUCCAGCCCAGUGGAGGGUGGGCUGGACUCGGAUGAUGAUCCAGAAGGCCUGGCCCGGGCUCGGGACCCACUGCCGCCCCCCCUGAAGGACCCCUGUCCUCUCCCUGCCCAGCCUGGGAUCUGCAUGGUGGACCCUGAGAGAGAAGGUGCAGCCAAGAUGAAGUGGAUGCCCCUGCGGGUGGGCUCUGCACCCCCUAAAGCAGACAUCCCCAAAGCCACUCCUGCCCGCGGCAGGGCCAAGCCUUCUUCAGCAACGAUGGCGGAAAGAGCCCGCUUGCGCACCCUUGGCAAAAGUGACCCUUCGGUGGCCUGUGCUGGGGGUGACAGUAAGACAGCCCUCCAUCAUCGCGGGAUGAACAACAGACCACUCCUGCGAGCUGACCGGUCAUCUCUGGCAGGCCCCAAAGCCCGCCUCUCGUGCCCCCCAGUCUACCUGGAGCUGGCUUACAUCCCUGGUUCCACGAGUGCCCAGUGGGUGGAUGAGGACUUCUUCCGGGUCAUCCGCUCCCAGUGCUACGUCGUCAGUGGCGAGGACCACAUCAAGGAGGGCGUCAUGAGGAACAUCCUGGAUGCUCUCCUGGCUGGGAAGCAGCAGUGGGCCACUGACAUCCAGGUGACCUUGAUUCCCACGUUUGACUCGCUGGCGAUGCACGAAUGGUACACGGAGACGUUGGAGAGGCAGCAGGCGCUGGGUGUCACUGUCCUCGGCAGCAACAGCACGGUGGCCAUGCAGGAUGAAACCUUUCCUGCAUGCAAAGUGGAGUUCUGAGCAGCCCUGUGAGCUGCUCGUGAGUUGGGAGGUGCUUUGAACCCAGGGAUAGGGUCUGGAGAAGGUGCCGCCACCACGCUUCCUCAAUCUUGCUCUCCUCCUUUCUCCUGGCAGAAGGAAAGGCGUCCAUCUUUGGUGUGGCCCAUGAGUUGUGCUUUGCUCCUUGAGUGCCGGAUGAGCGGGCCCCUGCCUCCUUGCUCCUGAGAAGCACGAGGACAGAGACCUUCCGGAGACACCUUUCAGUCCCUGCAGCACCUGCCCCUCCACUGCUCAUCUGGCUUGUUUGCAUGUCACCCGGCGCAAACACAGAGAGAGUUGGGCAGAUGACUUGGAGAGGCAGCCGCUGGGCUGGGCUGCCCUGAAGCCAUUCUGCCCAACUCUUCUCCAUCCCCUCUUGUUCCAAGUAUUUCUCUGCCGUCCGUCUUCACCUGACCUCGAGGGCCCGCAGUAGUUGGGGUUGGUCUUGUCAUCCAGAAAAUCUUCCCUGGGAAAAUGCUGUACAGUUCAUCUGCUGCUCCAGCUUGUGGCAGUGACCCUGUUUCUGGAAACCAAAACUGGGAUGUCGGGUGCAGGAUGUGGGGAGCUGAGGGUGGUUGUGUUGUGCAUCUUUUGCUGCUGGGCCGCUGCAGGGAGAAAUGCCUCGGGUUCUUGAAAUCUCUUUUCUUGGUCCCUGCCUCCACAGUUAAUUUCUUAGUUUUGUUUGGCAGAAUAAGGUCUCUGGGGUGGACCCUGUGAACCAGAGUGGGUGCCUGGCUCGUUUCUAAGAUGGAAUUCCAGUUGAUCUGUUCCCAUUUGGGCCUGUUUAGCCUUUGAAGAUUUUGCAAAGCAGUUUCCCUUAACAGCCUGCCUCAGCCGGUAACCUUCAAGUGUGCCAACUGCAGCUCCCUGGAUCCCUGCUGGGCCAGGUAAUGCAGCCUGACACAACUGGAGGUAGCAUGUUUUCUGGCCUCACUGAUGUCACUUUUUGCUUUUUCUUCCUUCUACCCCAUACUAGGAAAGAGGUGUGAGAUGGGUUUCCUCAAGAGCAAGCCAGGAGCUUUUCCUUGCCCUUGGCCACUUGAAUAGCCUCUUCCUGGAGGCGGUGAUCUUGAUCGGAAGGCUCUGCUUGCCGCCAUUGCCCUGGUGGUGGCGGAAUGUGUGUCUCCUGAUUCUAAAUGGUGUGUUGCCUUCCUGCCCCAGUAAUUCACUUGUUUUCAGUUGUAUCUGUUUGCAGGACCAGCAUCACAUCUUCCCUGGAUAACCGUUUGUACAACUAGGAGUUCCUUCCUAUACUCUUCUUCCAGUCCCACCAAAACACAAACUCCAGAUUUUUUCUACCUCUUUUAUGUUGAGAGUAGUCCUUGUUUCUUGGGCAGUUGUCCCCGAAGAAUAGUCCUAUGAGAACCCAGCCAGGGCUUUCCUAGGUGCAUUCCUUAGAUCUUUACGCCUCCUCCCUUACCAUUUGAAGGAAAGUUGGAAGAGGGGAGCUUCCCUCCUCCUUUGCAAUGUGACACUAAACCUUUGUUUUAUGAGUAAAGAAAAGAUUUUUUUUCUUCUCCUUAAAUGUCUAUUUUGUAUUUUUUUCUAAAAAAAAAAAAAAUGAAAAAGGAGAAACCAAAAUUUGUUAAUGUAUUGAAGGUGUUUAAUUUAUACAGUCACAUUUUUGUGCAGUGUUUACAUAUCCCAGAUGGAGAAAGCGGACGGAAGGAAGGGGGUGUGGGUGUUACACUUUCGCCUGUACAUGAUUCCCACCUUGCCUGGCCCCAUCCUUCCUCCCUAAUUUGGGAUCAGCCUUUUGUUUCAUACUUGUAAUGAUGUAUGUUUAGGAAAAAAUAUUUUUGGGAGGUGGCGAAAGAUAUGAAUGUUUUCACCACCUUUAGUGCUUUAUAUACUUUGCCUAGUUGAAAUCCUAAGCAGAUUGGAGGUAGGAGAAAGGUUAGUCCUUCCCCUGGAGAAUUCCUCUUUAGUGGGGGGUGGGGGGGGCCAAGUCCUUUUCUCUGUGCUCUGUCUCUUGGCCCCAAUUACAGGGGAAAAAAGAUGGUUGUUGUAGCUGUCAACACACUCACGAUGUUGUGUGUGCACACAUACACUGUGUUGAAACCUAUUGGAAAAAAAAAAAACAUUAAAGAGAACAGUAAGCUCGAUGA
Molecule: messenger RNA, 6104 nt
Organism: Varanus komodoensis (Komodo dragon)
Lineage: Eukaryota; Metazoa; Chordata; Lepidosauria; Squamata; Varanidae
Gene: MAP1S
Product: microtubule associated protein 1S
Exons: 7
Coding region: 610-3978 (1122 amino acids)
Biological process (GO): dendrite development; microtubule cytoskeleton organization; regulation of microtubule depolymerization
Cellular component (GO): synapse; dendrite; cytosol
Molecular function (GO): microtubule binding; actin binding
Source: RefSeq, a predicted model, not a curated record